AAUCAUUACAACUGUCGCUAGGACAUCAAGAUGACCGAGGAGCUCGACGCUGCAGCAUUUGUGGGCGCCCUGUACCGCAAGGUGCUGCUCUCUGUGAAAGCAUCGAACGCGAUUCCAUCGGAGGAUGAUGGUUUCCACUUUCACUCGCAGUUUAGUGGCGACUUUGCGGCGCGUUCUAAGCGCUCCGGGGCCAAGGCCGAGGAACUCGUUCGGCUGCUGACCAAGCGCCGACGCGCCGAUGACGCAGAGCACGCGGACAGCAGUGACGAGGACGACAGCGAGCUGCAGGAACUCUUUGACGGGCCAGAACCCAAUGCUCGUGUUACAGACUACGCCGAUAUGUUGCUGGACGAGGCCUCUAAGCACCUUGCCCGCUUCGUAAGCGGCGAGUCAGCGUCUUCCACCGAGGACUCGAAGCUCCGCCCACUGGAGAACAAGCCACAGGUGUUUGAGAAAAACAAAAGGGCCAAAAAGGAGGAGGAAGUAGAGAAAAAGGUGUCCAGAGGAGCGCAGGACAAGCCCCAAGACAGAUUCGACGAGAAAAUCGACAACUCGGACGUACCGUUCGUAUCUAAACUUCGUGAGAAGGUGCACGCGCAGAAUGACGGCGUUGCUGCAGCGGCGGCAGACGAUGAAGACGACGAGAUGGCUACUCGGAACCCGUACUACCCUGAGAUUAAGGGACUCAAGUAUGCUCAAUGGCAGUUGGAGGCGUCUGAGGAGCCGUAUGAUAUGGUGGAGUUGGACAAGGCGUCGUACUUGUGGGUAGACACAGAAGAGAAGCUGGUGCAGAUGAUGAAGUCUCUGACAGCUGCUGAAGCUCGCGUGAUCGCGGUGGAUCUGGAACAUCACAGCUACAGAUCGUACAUGGGACUCACGUGUCUGAUGCAAAUUUCUACUGCACGCGAGGACUUUCUAGUUGAUACACUGGCCCUCCGUGGCAAGUUACAGACUCUUAACCAGGUCUUCUGUGACCCUGAGAAGGUUAAAGUGCUCCACGGUAGUGACAUGGAUAUCCUGUGGCUGCAACGCGAUCUUGGGCUGUAUAUUGUCAACCUCUUCGACACUGGCCGUGCAGCGCGUCUGCUACAGUACCCCCGCUUCUCCUUGGCAUACAUGCUCAAGCGUCACUGCAACAUCGACGCUGACAAGCAGUAUCAACUCGCAGACUGGCGUACCCGUCCGCUCGACAAGAGCAUGAUAAAAUAUGCGCGUGAGGAUACACGGUACUUGUUGUUUAUCUAUGACCAACUCAAGAAGGAGCUACUGCAAGCUGGAGCCAAGUCUCGCGAGAGUUUACUGUUCCAGACACUCCAGAACUCCAAUAUGCUGUGCUUGCAGGUGUAUGAGAAGCCUCAGCCCACCGAGGAAGACGCUCUUGCUCUCGGCGAGAAACUCAAGGGAACAGUAAACAUUCGUGAUCUGUCUGAGCUUCAGAAGCGUGUGAUCACUGCGCUUUAUCUCUGGCGCGACCGUAUCGCACGUCAGGAGGAUGAAUCAGUGGCAUACGUGAUGCCAAACCACGUGCUCAUGAAGCUCACUAAGCACCUCCCUGUGCGAUCCGAUGAGCUCUUCCGUGCUUGUCACCCUGUUCCGCUGCUUAUCCGUAAGCACGCGCUCCAGAUUACAAAAAUGAUCGUUGCUGAGAAGACGAAGCUUGCCGAGGACGAGGCCAAGACGCAAGAACCUGAGCCUGUAGUCGCAAAGCCGACAAGAAAGACGUGGAAUGAGGAUGGAGAGGAGCAAAUGGUUAAUUCCAUUCGGAAGCGUGUGGGACGUGCUGAGUAUGCUCCUUGGAAGAGUGGUCAGCGCAAGGCUGGAGUCGCUACUGCUGCUGCUUCGACUGGAUCUUCAUCAUCCAGCUACAAUCCACCGAUGGCACUCGGAGUGAACGUUUCGGAGACUGCCAAUGAGCCAGAGACGGCAGCCACGCUGCUCGAAAAGGUGAACGCUAUGGUUGCGAGCACAAUGUUCACUAUUACUGAGAGUGACCCAGUCGAGACACCAGUCAAUAAACCGACGUCCUUGUUGGCGACUCCAAGCAAGGAAGAGCAGAGUGUCGACGAGAGCAAGCCGAAGAUUCCUCAGUCUAUUUCAGAGGCCUAUAACAUGUCGAACCGAGUCAAACGGCGGAAAACUACGGCAGUGGACACGUCGUCGGCCUCUCAAGUCAAGGAUCGUGCGCAGGCGUUCAUGCAGAAGGUCGAUGGCGACGAAACUGAAGACGAGAGUGGCUUCAAGAGCUUCGACUAUGCUGCAGCCAGUACUCAGAUCACAGGAGCCAAGUUCCAGCUCAAGAAGGACGAGGACGAAGACCGGAAUGGCCGCAAGGGUGGCCGUGGAGGCAACAAGAAGCAGGCAGGUUACAACCCGUUCGUGGCAAUGAGUGGCAAGGGGAAGAAGGACCCGAAGGAGCCCAAGGCCGCACAAGCCAAGAAGAUGCACCACAUGCCGAGAAGCGCCACGUUCAGAUAGAUACAACGUAACUGAUCAACGGUAAAGCUGGCCAUGCCACAGUUAGAUAGACCCCAGUCAAUAAACAUGCUGUCACCACCACCAAGUCCAUAGUAAAAAUUCCUUAUAAUAGUUGAGCUCUGUCCG
Phytophthora nicotianae INRA-310 is the source of this 2601-nucleotide messenger RNA. RefSeq lists its product as hypothetical. Gene Ontology annotation, biological process: nuclear polyadenylation-dependent snoRNA catabolic process; nuclear polyadenylation-dependent snRNA catabolic process; TRAMP-dependent tRNA surveillance pathway. Gene Ontology annotation, molecular function: 3'-5'-RNA exonuclease activity; nucleic acid binding; nucleotide binding. The record is from RefSeq and is a predicted model, not a curated record. Lineage: Eukaryota; Oomycota; Peronosporomycetes; Peronosporales; Peronosporaceae. Bases 31 to 2475 code for a protein of 814 amino acids. The transcript has a single exon. Gene Ontology annotation, cellular component: nuclear exosome (RNase complex); nucleolus.